Molecule: messenger RNA, 1065 nt
Organism: Phytophthora sojae
Lineage: Eukaryota; Oomycota; Peronosporomycetes; Peronosporales; Peronosporaceae
Exons: 1
Coding region: 1-1065 (354 amino acids)
Molecular function (GO): catalytic activity
Source: RefSeq, a predicted model, not a curated record
AUGGUCUCGCUCGUCGCGAUCCUCUCCGCUGCUGCGCUCGCAGUCGUCACGCGCCUGCCGUCCCUGCAGUCGGCCGAAGCUGCGUUUGCUGCUUGCGCCGAGGCCCCCGCCAGUCCGGGCGACCGCCGCUCCAACAAGAACCAGCUCAAGGUGGCCACGUUCAACGCCGCGUUCCUGUUCCUCGGCACCGAGUCGCACCAGCUUUCGUGCCCGGGCGACGACUGUCCGUGGACGACGGCGGCCGCUGCCGACAGCCACGUGACGCAGAUCGCCGCGGUCAUCAAGAGCCUCAACGCCGACAUCGUCCAGAUGAACGAGGUCGAGGACUGCACCGUGCUCCAGUCCGUCAUCACCCAGCUCGGAGCGCUCGGCGACUCGACCUACAAGCCGUACCUGGUGAGGGGCACGGACACGUCCACGGGCCAGAACUCGGCGCUGCUCACGCGCGUGGACCCCGUGGUCGACCUGCAGCGCACGGAGGUGCGCGCCUCCAUUCCGGUCAGCGGCUCGACGUGCCCGAGCUCCAGCGGCUACUCGAGCUCAAAGGGGGUGUCCAAGCACUUCUACACGACCUUCAACGUCACGGGCUUCUCCAAGCCGAUCACGCUCGUCGGGGCCCAUCUGCUGGCCAACCCGGAGAGCAAGCCGCGCUGCUUCGAGCGUGAGGCGCAGGCCACAGUCCUCGCGGAUCUGGCCAAGGCUGCGGUCGAUGAGGGCCACCACGCCAUCAUCACCGGCGACCUGAACGACUGGUCCGCGGACGUGCUGGACAAGAACAGCAACAAGCCCAUCAGCGCCGUGCUCUCCAUCCUCGUGAGCGACGGCGACUUCGUCGAGACGGCCAGCAAAGUGAGCCAGGCCGACCGCUUCACCGAGUGGUGGGACGAGGACAAUGACUGCGUUUACGAAGACAGCGAGGUGAGCAGUCUGGACCACAUUCUCGUGUCCAAGUCGCUGUCCCCCGCGCUCUCCAGCGUCUCGUUCAACCACGACCUGUACACGACGUCCUGCAGCGGCUACAACAGCGACCACUACCCCGUCUCCAUCGUCUUGAGCAAGGUCUAA